AUGCUUUGUGAUGUUGGACUGUAUAUUUUUCAAGUCAAUUUGACAACAGGAAGGCUGUUAAUCUCUUUUAUUUAUUCAUAUAUAUAUAUAUAUAUAUAUAUAUAUAUAUAUAUAUAUAUAUAUAUAUAUAUCGUCCUCUUUCUCUUUCUCUCUCUGUCUUUCUUUUUCUUUCUUUCUAUCUAUUUCGCUUUCUUUCUUUCUCUCUUUCUCUCUCACUAUUUCUUUCCCUUUCUCUCUCUCUUCUUCUCUGUUUCUUUCUCCCUCUCUCUCUCUCACGCUCUUUCUCUAGUGCUCUUUCUCUCUGUUUCUCUUUCUCUCUCUCUCUCACUUUUUCUCUUUAUUUCUCUCUCUGUAUCUUCCUUUCUCUCUCUCUCUAUGUCUCCCUCUCUUUAUUUCACUCUCCCUUUCUCUUUCUCUCUCUAUCUUUUUCUCUUAUUCUCUGUCUCUUUCUUUCACCCUCUCUCUCUCUUACUCUAUGUUUCUCUCUUUCUCAGUCUCCCUCUUCCUCUCGCUUUCUUUCUCUCUCUCCUUCUCUCUUUCUCUUUUUCUCUCUCACUGUUUCUCUCUUUUUCGCUGUCUCUUUCUCUUUCUUUCUCUCUUUCUCUCGCUCCCCGCCAUAUUUACCAGAUUAACAGCAAAAUUGUCCAAAUCAUGUAA
Messenger RNA from Acanthosepion pharaonis, 657 nucleotides. The record is from the annotation of a GenBank genome assembly. NCBI's taxonomy places the organism in Eukaryota, Metazoa, Mollusca, Cephalopoda, Sepiida, Sepiidae.